CGUAAAGAAAAGCGACGGAAAUGAGGCUCACGUUGUAAAAGAGCGACGCGGUUCAUUGAUUGGGGCAGAAUUUUAAAGUAUCGUUUCUUUUGUGUUUUUGUUUUUAUUAGAUUAAAUAUUUCAGGUAUAAAAAGGCAACUCAGAGAAGGAAAAUCCCACCCGCUGUAGAAGGUGCACUUUAACGAUAGGCGGCAAGCUGGCGCAGGUAGCAGGGUGCCGGUGGACAAUGAGAGGUAGUGGUGGCAGCCUGGCACAGAAUCACUGGCAAAGUGAGCUGGCCCUGGCUGGCAGCCAGGGCGGCAGUGGGGGGGAGAAUAUCGGAAGGGAGCACCUCAUGAACCCGACGUUGACCCGACAUCCUUCCAGUCCCAUGCAGCUGAAACAAGGCCAGAGGGAAAGGGGGUGUGAUUCAGAAUGCAUUGAGCAGGAGGACACAGACGAGUUGGAGGAUGAGGAGGAGGAGGAGGAGGAAGAAGAUGAUGAUGAUGAUGAUGAUGAUGAUGACGAAGAAGGGGAAGAUGUAAACUUCACAGGUGGUUGCUGGGAAGAAGAUGGAGAUGUGGAGUAUGGAGCUCAGCCGCCACAGCUACAGCAGCAGCCCGAGCAGCAGGCCGAUUACCAAGCCAGGGAUUUGCCUGACAGCCCCAUUCCGGUGCGGUCCAAUGUCCUGAGACUCCGCAGGCUCCGGCUCCGGCGCUGGCGAAGGCUCCGCUCUCAUGCCAGCCUGAGGUCCCGUUGGAAGACCUGGCGCCAGCAGGCCCUCUGGGGCGGCACCUUUGGUUUCAGGCGGGUCAGGAGGUGGCGCCAGUAUAGAAGCCAGAGAGCUCGCAGCCCCCGGCUGGGUGGGCCGGCACUAAAUGGAGCUGAGGCAGACCCUCAGGCUGGCGAGGUGAAUGGUUUCCCAGGCGACUUCCGCAGGGCAGAUGGCACAGAAGCGGGAGACGUGGGGAGAAGCGGGUCGCCCUCGGCCGGCGCCGAACCCCCCGGUCCACGUGACAGGCCCGCUCCCCAGAGCAUGCAGAAUGCCCUGACCGACGAACACGUGACCUGCGUUCAGGGGAUCCUGGAUGAGUCUUUACAGCAGUACGGCAGCCUGAUCCCCAUCCACGUUGACGAGGUGGUGGAGAAGCUGGAGGACAUCUUCAGUGAGAGCUUCUCUCAGCCCCACAGGAAGGCUGUGGUGCAGCAUCUAAUUCAGACCUACCAGCGGCUGUCUGGCAACGUCAUGGUGCGAGGAUUCCGCGUCAACUACAAGCGCCACGUUUUAACAAUGGACGACCUCAGCACUCUGUACGGCCAGAACUGGCUUAAUGACCAGGUCAUGAACAUGUACGGGGAUUUGGUGAUGGACUGCGUGCCAGAUAAGGUUCACUUUUUCAACAGCUUUUUUUAUGACAAGCUGAGAACGAACGGCUACGAUGGAGUCAAGCGGUGGACAAAAAACGUGGACAUCUUCAAGAAGAACCUCCUGUUGAUCCCCAUCCACCUGGAGGUGCACUGGUCGCUGGUGUGCGUGGACGUCCCGCGUCGCGCCAUCACCUACUUCGACUCACAGCGUACCCUCAACCGCCGCUGCCCCAAGCACAUUGCGAAGUACCUGCAAGCGGAAGCUGUGAAGAAAGAGCAGAGAGACUUCCUCACUGGGUGGAAAGGCUAUUUUAAGAUGAACGUCGGCAGGCAGAACAACGACAGCGACUGCGGCGCCUUCGUCCUUCAGUAUUGCAAGUGCCUGGCCCUGGGGAAGCCGUUCAGCUUCGGCCAACAGGACAUGCCCAUGCUGAGGAGAAUCAUGUACAAAGAACUGUGUCACUGUAAGCUCUCGCUGUGACAUCUGGUAGAGGGCCGAGGACACAAAGGAGACCUGAGAGAAACACCCACCUCUCUAUUUUUCUUGGCAGCCAGAGACUCUCAAAGUGGAUUUCUUUUUUUUUUUUCCCCUCUCUCCCCCCCCCUUAAUAAUUUUUCCACUCCCCCUCUUUUUUGUUGUUGUUUCCUUUAUGGUUGAUAGAGGCCAACUGUACUCAACACAGAGUGCCUGUAGGAUACGGUUCAUUUACAGCUGUGUUGGACAAUGAGUAUUUGAGUAUCUCUGAAUGAAGGCAUGUUUUUGAGGCCGGCCAAACAAACAUCACAACAAACAAACUGGUUACAUGUUCUCGUUCAGGGAAAAAAAAAAUUGGGAAUGGAAAAAAUAAGUAUCUUUAAAAAAAUCUAAAGCUGUCAUGAUUGUGUAAGCUAUAUACUUUUUUUUGUCAGUGUGGGUCCUCUGGGGCCUAUCGCUACUUGUUCAUGAGUUAAUGUUUCUUUUUUUUUUGUCAAGGGAAGGGGGGAUAUGCUCCGAAUAAUGGAACACAUUCAUGUUUUAUAUCUUUCAAACUACAUUGUGUUUUCAGUUGCUAAAAAUAAAAUAUCGGGAUUAAAAAAAAAAAAAAACAGUGAUGAAAGACAAAAACUUUGCCGUACUGCUGUAGAGUGACUUGCUGACA
Paramormyrops kingsleyae is the source of this 2486-nucleotide messenger RNA. It is a transcript of the gene senp3b, whose product is annotated as SUMO specific peptidase 3b. Gene Ontology annotation, molecular function: deSUMOylase activity. The record is from RefSeq and is a predicted model, not a curated record. NCBI's taxonomy places the organism in Eukaryota, Metazoa, Chordata, Actinopteri, Osteoglossiformes, Mormyridae. Gene Ontology annotation, cellular component: nucleus. Gene Ontology annotation, biological process: protein desumoylation; proteolysis.